This is a messenger RNA of Alligator mississippiensis (American alligator), 7321 nucleotides long. RefSeq names its product hexosaminidase D. The transcript is spliced from 15 exons. Lineage: Eukaryota; Metazoa; Chordata; Crocodylia; Alligatoridae. The coding region runs from base 4851 to 6545 and encodes 564 amino acids. The record is from RefSeq and is a predicted model, not a curated record. Gene Ontology annotation, biological process: carbohydrate metabolic process. Gene Ontology annotation, molecular function: hexosaminidase activity.
GCGACCAAGCGGUGCCGAAGCGCGGGGGGGAGGAGUGGGUGCCGCGUUGCAGCCCCGAGCAUCCCCAGGAAGGGGCGCUGCUGCUCGCGGGGUGUGCAGCGCCGUGCACCGCGCCCGGGGCAGCAGCUGGCAGGGGUGGCCCAGGCCUGGGUGCUGGGGCCCUGGGCACCCUCUGGGGCUGGGAUCCAGGCAAGCAUGGGGGCUGCUGCCCAGGGCAGCCAUGCCCAGCCUGGGGGCACAGCCCAUACCUGGCCCCAUCUGCACCAGCUGGGGGCGCUGCCUGGGGGUCGCCCAUGACCUUUGCCCCCUGCUGGAAGCCCCUGGGCAGGGUGCUGCAUGCAUGCUGCAGCCCUGGCGCGCCGGGCGCGUGCACCGCUGUUGCUGGCAGCCCCGACGUGGGCCGCGGAGAGCUCGCCGGGCACCGGCUCCAAGCCCCGCAGAGCAAAGCCCAGGCGUCCUAAACGCCAGGUUGAGCCGCGAGUCGAGAAGAUGCCGCACGGCGGAUGCCGGGACACGGGCGUCGUUUGUCGCAGGACAUUUUCCCCUCCAUCUCUGCUAACAGCAUCCCCCCGCAGAGCCGGCCGGCCGUUUACACCGGUUUUGAUCCAAGGCCGCAAUUAGGAGCUUGCAGCCUUUCGGUCCGAGCCGCGGGUGCACCCAGGAUAUGCGGUUUGAUGCCCUCCAAAUGGGCGCCGGUAAAGGGAUGCGUGUGGUCCGGUUGCUGCACGGUGCUGGACCGUCAGGGCUGGCUCGGGUCCCCCUCCUUCCCUCCCUCGCGCGUCUCCGGCCUCGUCUCCGCGUUUUCCUUCGCGCACAGGUAUCGCUGUUGAGAUUCAGAGCACGCUUCCCGAAGGGAACAACCGCCCGGUGGUGCAGACAGUGUUAUGAUGAACGGCUUUCCCCUGGAAUCGGAGAGGCUUUAUUGCGAGUUGGGCCAAGUCCCCAUGGGAAGCGUUCAUUUCUCUCCAGGAAAAUAUCGUUCUGUCGAGAGUUUGGUGGCGCCAGCGGCGCUCGGAGCAUCUCCGCCGAGCCCCGGCGAGGCAGGGAGUGCGGCACGGAUGCAAAAUUAAAGCGAUCUGUCACUAAACUCGCACCUCUUUGAUAACAGGCUGCUGCACUAGGCCUAGGAGGGUUUGCUGGAGGCGGUGGCGCGCUGCAGGCAUGUUUCCACACGUGUGUUUCCCCGCUUCUGCUUCGCCUUGGCCCAUGCUCCGUUUGGGGCUGGCUCCACGGGGCUGGGCUGGGCUGGGUUGGGUGGGAAGCACCUCUCCACUUCGAACGUGUGCGGGUUCAAGCAUGGUGGCGGUUUGCAAGCAGGCAUAGGACGGCUGGUCCGCGGAUUCGGGACGCCCCUCUCCAGUUCCCGGCGGCACCCCCAAACUCUGGUGGGACCAUGAGCAGCCGCCGCGCCCUUCUGCGAUGCCACCGCCAGAGCAGGGGGGCUGCAAAGAUCAGUGCACCCGGGGUGCAAGGUGCUGCAGCCCUGGAGGGACCGGGCAGGGCUUUGCUAGAGCAGGCAUCCCUGCCCAAAGCUGUGCGUGCAGAAGAGAUGGGCACUGCAGCCCCCUGCCCAGGUGUGAGUGAUGCCCGGGGCAGCCCUGCAGGGAGCUGUCGCCGGCCCCUCCUGCGCUGCAGCCCGGCCCUGAUCCCGAUCCGGGUCCCUUUAAGAGUGGGGCUGGGCGGCUCCGUGCGCCCGGCUGCGGGGCGAUGCCACCGGCUCCGGCUGCUCCGCGCGUGCUCCCUGCCGCCAGCCCGGCCCGGCUGCACCUGCCAGGUAGGGGCAGGCGGAGCCCCCCGGGGCCGGGGGCGCUGCUGCCCCGGCUAGUCCUGGUGCCAGCCCUGCCACGGGGCUGGGGCCAGGCUGCCCGGCGCUGCAGGAGGCUCUGGGGGUGCAGGGGCUGGGGAGGAGGAGGAGAAGGAAGAGGGAGGGGAGGAAGGUCUCCCCCCAGAGCAGUGGGAGGCAGCUGGGCUGAGCUGCCCCUUGUGCCAGGGAGCCCUUCCCUUGCUGCUCUCUCCAUCCGCGCGGGUCCCCGCGCCCUUGCCCGCGCUGGCGGACGGUGUCCGGUGCGUCCUCAGCCCUUCCAGGGGCGCACGUGCCUCCCCUUGCCUUGGAGCAAGGUUGCGGGCUAGAUAGAGCCCCUGUGCCAGUGCUUCGUACCCCAGGCUGCACUUCUCUUGGGGAGGGGGAUGCGUGGCAAAGCCGUGGAUCUGCAUGAGCACCAAUGCCCAAGCUCCCUGGCAAAGCCCUGCACCUGUGUGAGCAUCAGCCCCCAAGCUCCCCGGCAGCGUGAGCCGCUCUCUGGGCAGCCCUGGGAGAAGUCCAGCCUACCGCUGUCCUGGCCGGGGGGAAGUGGCUGCGCCCGGGGCUGCCGUCUGCAGCAGGCUGUCCGUGUCCGGACAGCGCAGGGCUGCCUGCGAAGGGAGGAGCUGGGAGCAAUGCUGUGUCCUCUGACUGCUGAUCCAGAUCCAGCUCUGGCGUGCAAGGAUGGGCAGCUCUGGUGCAGCCUGAGCCACAGCAAGGAGGCUCUGAGCCCGGCCUCCCUGCUCCUGAGCAUCCUGGCCGCAGGGCCUGCCCAGUUCAUAAAGACCCCCGUCCUCCGCACGCUCCCAUCCAGCAAGGGCAUCGGCGAGGUCUCGCCUCGCGAGUCACCCCUGAUACCCCGGCGUCUCCAUCGGUGAGCACGUUCCCUGGGCCGAGCUCGGGCGGGAGGGCUGGUGCUGACCUGCUCGAGGCUUGUUUUUAAAUGUGGCUGAGCUUUGCUCCCCUCCUGCCCCGAAGGGAGACCCCUUGUCCUGCUUUCCAGCUGGAGCCUGUUCACGGCCAGAGCCCCACGUGUCCUGGUGCCGGCAGCAUCCCUGGGCUGCCCCAGCUCCUCACCUCCUCUCUGCCCUCCACCAUCCCCUUUUCCCUGAGCUGAGCGCGCCUUUCCUGGGCACGGUUGGAGUGAAUGGUCCGCAGCGUCCAGGCAGGGUCUCGCCAGGGCCUCGUGCGAUGGCACCGCCACUGCCCUGGCUGUCGAGGAGAUGCGCUGCCGUGCAGCGUGGCUCUCCCACCCCGGCACACCCAGACCCUCCUCCUCCUCGGUGGUUUCCAGCUGGCGAGCUCCCAGCCCGUUGCACUUAUUGCUGCUGGGUUGCUCCUGUUUCUGCGGCCGCGGCCCUCAAGGUCGCCCAGGUCUGGGCUGCUGUCCCGCCACGUGGGGUCACAGAUUUCGGCAGCGCCUCGUGCCCAGGUCCUGAAUGCAAAUGUUGAAUCAGACGGAGCUGGGAGGAACUCCCCUGCUCUUGGCUUCCCUUUUGGUGCCCUGCUUGCCCUCCCAGCUCUUGAUUAAUCAUUUCCCCAGUGGCGCCCCAUCACAUGCUUUGCCCAAGCCCGGAUAAACGAGAUCACCUUUCCUCUGCCCGGAGCGCCGGCUCUCGGGGGACGUAUCGGGUUCGUCUGGCUCCGUCUGCCCCCGUGACGCUCCUUGCCCUGUCUCUCACCAUCCUUCCCUGGAUGGUUAGUUGGAAGGCGCUGUGCCCUGCUCGCCCUUGGUCUUGUCUGUCCUGCAGCCUGUGGAGAAGGGAGCCGGGGGGAGGUGUGUACGUGCACAAUACCAAGCGUCACGGGGCCCCAGGCUCAGCUGGCAGCCCUCGGUGCUACUGUGCGACACCUGGUUAAUGGGCGCAGCGGAUCCGUGUGCCAGGAGUGGUGUCGAGGCCACUAGGCUUAAUUAAAGCUGCCUGGAGGACAUCCCUCUUGACGACGACGCUUGGCGACGGCGAAACACGGAGAGAGGCCUGUGAACGGGCGCAGAGCGAACGUCUGGUAUUGGCAUCCCUGAACCUGGCAGCUUCCCCCGGCUUCUCGCGACGCGCAGGGGUCCGGGGUCGUGCAGGUGGCUGCAUCCGGCUUGGCGCUCCAGGGUGGCCCGGCUCCAAGGAGCGCCCUGACGGCAGCUCCCGGGGUAAAUCCACCCUCGCUGCACAACAAGGACUUGUGCAAAGGAGGAGACUCGAUGACGGCCACGUGCACCCAGGGCCCCUGACUUCCUCCUGGGUGUGUAGCUGUGCGGGGGCCCUGGGGGGUGCAGGGCCAAAGGACGGUGGGUUUUCCUGCAAGCUUCUGCUUUGGGUCUGGCACAAAUCCAGGAUGCUUCUAGGUCGUGCCACCGCCGUUCUGCCACAGCUCGGGGGCCGCUGUGCGGACGUUGCCCUGAUGGGCAGCCUGCGAAUGCUGCUGUGCCCUGACGGGACUUCCCUGCAGGGCUGUGUCCGCGGCUUCCCGAAGCCAAGAACAAAGGGCUCUUCUGCUUCAGCAUCCUCUGGAGGAUGCACGGCUGCGUGCGGCACAGCUCAGGCUCUUCCCCGCCUCUCUGUGCGCGCAGCAGUUUUCCGGAUGCUUUCUUGCUUUCGGUUUCGAGGUUGCCUACAUGCUGAUGAGGGCCCCGUCCCUCCCAGGCAUGCCGCAGACCUGGCCUGAUGACAGGGACGGGGGGAGCUGUGCUUGUGCACGUGUGUGUGUGCAGUGUAGUGCGUGCAGGAGUGUAAGCGCUUUCUCCCUUCCUCCCCUGCUGAAGUCGCUUCGAUCUAUUUAAGAGAGCGAGCGCCGCUGGUCAGGUGCGGCCGGGCCGGUGGCUCGCUCUGCGGGCAGCAGGGACAAGCCGAGUGGGUUUGCUUGCCCACUGGCCCGGGCGACCGUCUGGUGCAUGUCGUGAUCCCCUGGACGCGGCGACGCAGGGCUCCCUCCCGUGCCAGCCCAGCUGUUCCCUCCAUGGGGAGUGCUGGUCCAAAGGUCUCCGUGCCAGGCAUCUGCUCUGUAAACCUGCCCUGACAUUGCCAGCGCCAGACCAGGUAGGAGCUGCCCAGCGAUGUCCUUCAAGCGCAGCCAGAAGCUGCACCUGCUGCGCCUCACCGUGCUGCUCGUGGUGGUCCUGGCCGGCAUCAAGUUCCUCUUCCGAGACAGUUUCACCCUGGAGCUGCACAAGCACAUCAGCAAAGACAGCGACUUCUGGGGCAAGGGCGGGGAUGUCCUCCCGGAGCCCGACCCCCGCAGCCAGCCCCUGGACCCGGAGGCCGACCAGAUCGCGGGGCCCAAGCAAGAUGCCAGGAAGCAGCUCUCCAAGGACUUCAGCGCCACCGAGAUGAGGCUGGUGCACCUGGACCUGAAGGGCGCUGCCCCCAAGGUGUCCUACCUGGAGCAGUUGUUCCCGCUGCUGUCCAGGCUGGGUGCCAAUGGGGUCCUGAUCGAGUACGAGGACAUGUUCCCCUUCAAGGGCGAGCUCGGGGUGCUGCGGGCUCCCUACUCCUACAGCGAGGACGACCUGGAGCGGAUCCAGCAUCUGGCACAGCUCAAUCAGCUGGAGGUGGUUCCCUUGGUGCAGACCUUCGGGCACGUGGAGUUCAUCCUGAAGCACGACCAGUACCGGCACCUGCGGGAGGUGGAGCGCUUCCCCAACAGCUUCAACCCCCACGUCCCAGACACGCUGGUUCUGCUCAAGAGCAUCCUGGCCCAGGUGAUGGACAAGCACCGCCGCGCCAGCUGGAUCCACAUCGGCGCCGACGAGGUCUUCCACCUGGGCGAGGGCACGGACUCCAAGAACUGGCUGAACCGCAACCAGGGCGACGUGGGGAGGAUGUACCUCAACCACAUCAAGGAGAUUGUGAGCUUCCUCGUGACCCAGUACUGGGGGCUCCGGGUCCUGCUGUGGGACGACAUGCUGCAGAAGAUCAACGUGGCCACCCUCCGAGAAUCGGGCAUUGCGAAGCAUGCGGCGCCCAUGGUGUGGUACUACGCGCCCGACUUUGAAGCCGAGCAGAUUGGAAACUUCAUCUCUAAGUACGCAGACAGCGGCUUCCAGACCGUGUGGUUCGCCAGCGCCUUCAAGGGCACCACGGGACCAGCCCAGCAGUGGACACCUCUGAGCUACCACCUGAACAACCACCUGAGCUGGCUCAAGGUGAUCCAAGCCAUGCCCAAAUUCCCGGCCAUCAAGUUCCAGGGCAUCGCCCUCACGGGGUGGCAGAGAUAUGACCACUACUCUGUGCUGUGCGAGCUGCUGCCCGUGGGCAUCCCCUCCCUGGCCGUGUGCCUGCAGACCCUGGUGAACGGUGGAUUCACGGACGCCACCAAGAAGAAAGUCCUGGAUGUCCUGGGCUUCCAGAAUAUCCACCUGGAGAAGAGCACGUGUGAUGGAGGUGGAGGGUUCCCUGGCUCCGAGAUCUACCGCAUAGUGGAGCAGAUCAACGGCCACCUCAGGGACAGCAUCAUCAAGGUCUUGGAGGAGGAGAGUGCUGUCAAGGGAUGGUUCAGCCGUUACCACAGGAAGCACCAGUUCGGCAACCCCCGCAACAUGGAGAGCUUCGGCAGCAAGGUGUUGAAGGUGCAGGAGGACUGGGAGAACCUGGUGCAGACCCUCCGCGCCCACCUGGAGAACAUCUUCUUCCCUGACCUGGUGGAGGAGUGGAUGGAGGAGAACAUCAACCCCUACCUGGACCGCCUGCGGGCCUUUGUCAAGGACUACCGUGAGGUCAUCCGCCUCAAUGCCCGGCCCAAGGUCUUGUAGGGGCCAGAGCCCAGGUGGGGCAGGAGGGGCCUGCUUGGCUGCUCCUGGCACUGCGGUGGCUCCAGCCAGGGUGCAUCUCCCUGCACGGGGCUGCUUGGUGCCCCCUGGGCUAGACCCCCGCACUGCCCCUCUUCCCAUCGCUGCCAUGGAGCAGAGUGGCCAAGACUCCCCACUAGUGUCCCUGGCUGUGGCUGCAGCAGCGGUGCCCAGGGUGGGGGACGCCUCUGCUGGUCUGUGGACCAUUGCUGCCAUCUGGAAGCUGCCAGAGGCCACCUUGCCCAGCCAGGCUCCUGCACCAGAGGCCCUGGUGCUGGUACAAGCCGCUCCGUGGGCGCACGGGGGGAGCAGGCUGCUCGGAGCAGGCCCUGCGAGCUGUGCCACUUCUUGUAGUUGCAAGCGACACGUAGGAACCGGGCAGGUCUGUGCCCUUCCCCUGCGCCCCAAAGCUGAAGCUGUAGUUUCAUUUCCCUCUGCCUUUCCCUGAAGCCAGCCAGCAUCAGGGGUUUGGGAGCCUGCCCCCCCCUCCCACAGGUGUGUGAGCACCCCCUGCUGGUCCCACAGCAGUGCUGCACCCUCGUUCCCGGGCAUCACCGAGGCUGGUGCAUUGACCCAGCACAACCUCCUAGGCCGGGGCAGCGCAGGGGCCGGGGUUCAACAUGCGUGUUGGUUCGUGCAUGGCUCUGGGCAGAGCACAUCCUAGCCCCUACGUCGGAGUUUGGAGCCGGGUGGUUUUCCGAGUGCGGCUUCUGCAAAUAAAGUAUUUUCUUACAAAAGAC